UUCAACGCGAGUUCCAGUUUAGUGUCCAUUGCGGCCUUAGUUUAAGUAUUAGUUUAUAUAUAUUUCUAUAUAUAUUCUAAUAACAACUUUUUACAACCGGCGUGAAAGUUUGUGGUAGUGAAAUUAUUCAGUGCAAUUCAGAAAUGUUUUUCGAGAAAUGAAAGUGAUAGUAUUACUACAGCCUACCAAAAUGUCAGGAAUGACUUACAAAAUUCAUUAGAAGAACGAAAAUAUAAAAUAUUAAUUUUUUUAUUAAUAUUAUUUGAUUUUCAACGAAAUUCAUACAAUGAAAUCAUUUGAUUGCGAAUCAUCUUCAGAAGGUGAUGAAUCGACUAUGCACGCCAUCUCGCGCGACGUAGUUGAACAUCCUCAAUGGUUGAGAAGCAGUAAUCCUCCUAGUUGGGCUUGGCAGGCAGCUAGUAGCUCAGUGGCUGGUUCUAGUACAACUACUUUAGAUCAAGUAAAUUUUUCACAAUUUCCUCCUAAUACUGAAGAAAAUCAACAAAUUCCCGGUAGGCGUACACCUUUAAGUACAGUCGGAUUGGGAGGUUUCUAUUUUCAAGGUUGCCAAACCAAUCCGAAUAUAGUUAGCCAUGGACCGCCUUCGGAUGAAAAUAAUCCCGAUCCCGGAUGUUCGAAUCAAGUACAAAGAUAUCAAGAAUCUCGGCUACAAAAUUCCCAACAAGCUUCGUCUUCAAAAGGGAAAAAUAGACAAGGAAAAGCGGUUCGUUUGAAUAUAAAUGCGAGAGAGAGAAGGAGGAUGCAUGAUUUAAAUGAUGCUUUGGAUGAAUUGAGAUCUGUUAUUCCGUACGCUCAUUCGCCUUCGGUGAGGAAACUGUCGAAAAUUGCGACAUUGUUAUUAGCGAAAAAUUAUAUAUUGAUGCAAGCCAAUGCUCUAGAAGAAAUGAAAAGGAUAAUUUCAUAUUUACAGGGAACUGCAGGUGCGGCAGUCGGAGCGGCUAUAGUAACGCCACCUACAUUCGAUUUACAAGGUUUCCCAGCUGCUGCUAAAUUCCUUCAACAGCAAUCUCUUCAGACUGAAAAUAGUAGAGCGGACGAUCGAGCAGGUGGCGCUGGUUCGUCUAUUUAGAUAAAUCGAUCCAUUUCGACAUAUUAAUAUACGAGGUAUAAUGAUUAUAUUACUUUUAUACAAGUAAAAGUUAUAACCAAAAAACCUAUCCGAAUAUUUGAUUUCUAGUCAUUUUUUUUAAAUUUUUUUUGAGUGAUUUAAGCUCGACGUGUGAUUUGUAUAGUAAAUAAAAGCAAUAUUAUAAACAAUUAGCAAUACAUUGUUUGAUCAUUAAUUGAAGCUAGUCAAUUAGAUUAUAAUUAAUAUUUUAAUCCUAUAAUUCAUUUGAAAUAUGUAAAAAAACAUUUAGUAAUAAAUUGUGUUAAAUAAU
Diorhabda carinulata is the source of this 1400-nucleotide messenger RNA. Its product is annotated as class E basic helix-loop-helix protein 22. The record is from RefSeq and is a predicted model, not a curated record. Bases 287 to 1090 code for a protein of 267 amino acids. Lineage: Eukaryota; Metazoa; Arthropoda; Insecta; Coleoptera; Chrysomelidae. The transcript has 6 exons. Gene Ontology annotation, molecular function: protein dimerization activity.